AUGGGGUGUAAACUUUCUCAAUUGGCUUCGUCAGAGUUCCAUUCAGAUCCUUUCCAUCGUCCACCACCACCAUCAGACCCGAGAUCACCACUCACCACAAAACAGCAGUAUUGUAUGCUCGCAUCAUGGAAAGGGAUUUUUAGACAGAUUGAGAAGACUGGAAUUAUUUUAUUCGUCAAGUUAUUUGAAGAAAACGAAGAGCUGCUUCAUCUAUUUGAGAAAUUCCGUGAGCUUCGAACUAAGGAAGCCAUCGUGAGUUCAGCGGAGCUAGCUGAACAUGCUACCCAGGUGAUGCAUACCUUGGAUGAAGGGAUCAAAGGCCUGGCCGAUAUGGACUCGUUCUUCGCCUACGUGCGCCACGUGGGUGGAACACAUCGACAGGUUCCAGGGUUCAAGGCUGAGAACUUUUUGAAAAUCGAGCAGCCUUUCCUCGAAGCAGCCAAAACGACACUUGGAGACAGAUACACGCCAAACAUUGAGAACAUCUACAAGCUAACCAUAAGGUUCAUCUUAGAGAACUUGGUGAAGGGAUACGAAGAUGGCGGGAAUGAGAAUGAAAUCCAAAAACAAAUGUAA
Molecule: messenger RNA, 576 nt
Organism: Pieris macdunnoughi
Lineage: Eukaryota; Metazoa; Arthropoda; Insecta; Lepidoptera; Pieridae
Source: the annotation of a GenBank genome assembly